Penicillium manginii is the source of this 363-nucleotide messenger RNA. RefSeq lists its product as uncharacterized. The record is from RefSeq and is a predicted model, not a curated record. Lineage: Eukaryota; Fungi; Ascomycota; Eurotiomycetes; Eurotiales; Aspergillaceae. The transcript is spliced from 2 exons. Bases 1 to 363 code for a protein of 120 amino acids.
AUGUCCCCCGAGGUUCUCGCCGAGUUGUUGGCCGCGCCAGCGCUUGCCGCCCCGGAAGGGGUGACACCGGAUUUCGAAAACCCGCCAAAUCGCAAUGGUUUGGCCUGGUUUGUGACAACACUUUGUAUGGUCAUUUCGACCGCAUGUGGUGCCUACUGGGGAACUGCCUACGCUGGCUAUUCAUUGAUAUUCACGCCUGGUUAUUUUGUCCACACCUGGAACCUCCAUAACAAAGACCUCAUCCGACCACUCUAUGUGAGCUUUGAAUCCAAUUGGUGCUUGAAACCUUUCACAUCGAAGCUAAUUGGCCCCGGUAGCUUAUUCUCGUCUAUGGUUGCUGCUAUUCCGCGGUACUGCCGUUGA